GAUAUAACGACUUCCUGUCUGUAAAUGAAAGUGAAAGCGAUUUAAACCUGAAGUCGCCAUUUUGUCAAGAAACACGAGUAUGAUUCGGGAAAAAUAAAAAGAUAUUUUUAUUGCCAGAGGCCCCAGCAGGAAUCAACUGGCCCUGAUUGGCACAGUAAUGGAGAAGGAGAGAGGAAAACGAAGAGCUGCUUCUGAAAAGCGCCCCCCUGUGGGGUGUAAGAGAAAGAACCCUGAGAGUGUCCUGAUGAAGAGAGCAGACUCCCCUGUACCCAGCUGUGUUUCCCUGAAGAGUGACUGGUCAAUGGAGCCCCCAAUCGCCUUCAGAGAGGGACCUUUUCCUACAGAUCAAAGUGUCCUGAUGGAGAGAGCAGACUCCCCUGUACCCAGCUGUGUUUCCAUGAAGAGUGACAGGUCAAUGCAUCAACCACUCGCCUUCAGAGAGGGACCUUUUCCUACAGAUCAAAGAGACCAAAUGGAAGAAUGCAGUUCAAAUCGACAUGAUAAAUUGAGUUUAUCAUCCAUAUUGAAGUCGCUAGAGGAAAAAACCAUGAAGUUCCUAAAGGACGAGCUGAAGACGUUUGUGAGGCACCUAGAUCAGAAUUACCCAGAAUGCUCUGAGCCUCAGCUGGAGGAGGACAAUGACCUGGACUGUGAUGGUCAGAUGCAGAAGACCAGUGUUAGAGAGGUAGCUCUGAAGAUCACACUGUACAUCCUGAGGACCAUGAAGCAAAAUGAUCUUGCUGACAUGCUGGACAAGAGACAGCUCAUGCUACAGGAAUUCAAAGUUAAACUUAAGAAGCAAUUUGAGUGUGUAUUUGAAGGGAAAGCUAAGGAAGGACAGCCAACACUUCUCAGUGAGAUUUACACAGAACUCUACAUAACUGAAGGUGGGACUGGAGCAGUCAAUGAUGAACAUGAAGUGAGACAGAUUGAAACAGCAUCCAAGAAAAGGCGAACAGAAGAUACUACAGUCAAGUGCAAUGAUAUAUUUAAACCCUUAUGUGGACGUGAGGCACCUAUCAGAACUGUACUCACUAAAGGGGUGGCAGGUAUCGGGAAAACAGUCUCUGUGCAGAAAUUUAUUCUUGACUGGGCAGAAGGAAAAGCAAACCAGGAUGUUCACUUCAUAUUUGCUCUUCCUUUCCGGGACCUGAAUUUCAUUAAGGGUGAAUACAGUCUGAUUGAACUGCUUCACCACUUUGUCCCAGAACUGAAAUCAUUUGAAUCCACUGAGCUGUUUAGGUACAAAGUCUUGUUCAUCUUUGAUGGUCUGGAUGAGUGUCGCCUUACUCUCGAUUUUCAGAACAAUGAGAGCUGGUUUGAUGUAACAAAGAAAACGUCACUGGAUGUGCUGUUGACUAACCUCAUUAAGGGGAAUCUACUCCCAUCCGCUCUCCUCUGGAUAACCUCCAGGCCAGCAGCAGCCAAUCAGAUACCUCCUGAGUGUGUCCACCAGGUGACAGAGAUACGAGGGUUCAGUGAUGCUCAGAAGGAGGAGUAUUUCAGGAAGAGAUUUAAUGAUCAGAGCCUGGCCAGCAGGAUUAUCACACAUGUGAAAUCAUCAAGGAGCCUCUUCAUCAUGUGCCACAUUCCUGUGUUCUGCUGGAUUUCAGCCACUGUGCUUAAGAGGCUUUUUAGUGAGAAUGACAGGGGAGAAAUUCCAAAGACUCUGACUGAAAUGUACACACACUUCCUGAUCUUUCAGACAAGUUUAAAAAAUGACAAGUAUAUGAAAAACCAUGAAACUGAGCUUAAGGAAUACAGCAAGGAAUUCCUUUUAAAACUCGGUAAACUGGCUUUUGACAACCUUGAGAAAGGCAAUCUCAUAUUUUAUGAACAAGACCUGACAGAGAAUGGCAUUGAUGUCGCUGAAACUUCAGUUUACUCUGGAGUGUGCACAGAAGUCUUUAAAGAGGAGUAUGGGUUGUACCAGGAGAAGGUGUACUGCUUUGUGCAUCUGAGCAUCCAGGAGUAUCUCGCUGCUUUAUAUGUGUUUCUGUCAAACUCAUCAGCUGACCUGCUGAAGACUGCAGUGGAUCAGGCAUUAAAGAGCAAGAAUGGACACUUGGACCUCUACCUCCGCUUCCUCCUGGGCCUCUCAACAGACUCCAGUAAGACUCUGUUACAAAGGCUACUGGGGCCGACAAGAAUCAGCUCACAUACCAUUAAGGAAACAACCCAAUACAUCCGUCCAUCCAUUUUCCAAACCACUUAUCCUUCUGAGUUGUGGGAAGUCCUGAGCCUAUCCCAGAAGCCAUGGGCACGAGACAGGGAACAACCCAGGAUGGGGGGCCAGCCCAUCACAGCAGCCCAAUACAUCAAGGAGAAAAUACAGGAGAAUUUAUCUCCAGAAAGGACCAUCAACCUGUUCCACUGUCUGACUGAACUGGGUGACAAUUCUCUAGUAGAAGAAGUACAAAGAUACCUGAAUUCAGGAAACAUUUCAGCAGAUGACCUCUCACCUGCACAGUACUCAGCUCUGGCCUUUGUGAUGCUGAUGUCAGAUGAGGAGCUGGAUGUGUUUGAUCUGAAGAAAUACACCAGAUCAGAUAAACAGCACUGCAGGCUGCUGCCUGUGGUCAAGAACUCCAGGACGGCUCUGCUGAACAGCUGUGAUCUCAUAGAUAAACACUGUGAAGUGCUGACUUCAACUCUAAGAUCAAACUCUUCCCCCCUGAGAGAGCUGGACCUGAGUGAUAAUAACCUGAAGGAUUUAGGAGUGAAGCUGCUCUCUGCUGCACUGGGGGACUUACACUGUAAACUGCAGAUAUUAAGGCUGUCAGGCUGUAGAGUCACAGAAGAAGGCUGUUCUUCCCUGGCUUCAGCUCUGAAGUCAAACCCCUCACACCUGAGAGAGCUGGACCUGAGCUACAAUCACCCAGGAGACUCAGGAGUGAAGCUGCUCUCUGCUGUACUGGAGGAUCCCAGCUGUAAACUGGAGAAGCUGAAUGUGGAUCACGGUGGAGAGUGCAGGACCAGACCAGGCUUACAGAAAUACUCCUGCCAGCUGACGCUGGACCCCAACACAGCAAACAGAUUCCUGUCUCUCUCAGGGGGGAACAGGAAGGUGACAGGGGGGGCAGAGCAGCCAUAUCCUGAUCAUCCAGAGAGAUUUGACAGAUGGAGCCAAGUUCUGUGCAGAGAGAGUCUGACUGGCCGCUGUUACUGGGAGGCUGAGUGGGAUGGAGAUGGAGCCUGGAUAGGAGUGACUUAUAAAGGGAUCAGGAGGAAAGGAGAGAGUGACUGUGGGCUUGGAGCCAAUAACAAGUCAUGGAGUCUGUACUGUGAUACUGACAGUUACUCUGUCCGGCACAAUAAGAAACACACUGUCAUACCCAUAAAGCCCUCAGGCUCCCACAGAGUAGGAGUGUAUCUGGACUGGGGGGCUGGUGCUCUGUCCUUCUACAGAGUCUCCUCUGAUGGACUGACCCCCCUGCACAGAUUCACCUCCUCAUUCACUGAGUCCCUCUAUCCAGGGUUUGGGGUUUAUCCAAACCCCCCGUGUCGCUGUGCAUGCUGGGAUAGCUCACUGUGUGCUGGAGGAAUCAUUUUUACCGUAUCAGAGUCUCACAUGUCGCUGCUUCUCCGUGGCAAAAAGCAGGGACAGGGAAGCUGGUCAGAGCUGAUGGGAAGAUGGAUGGAGCCAGAUACAGGGCAAUCUUGGAAGAAAACCUCUUGGAGUCUGCAAAAGACUUGAGACUGGGGCGCAGGUUCACCUUCCAGCAGGAAAACGACCCUAAACAUAAAGCCAGGGCAACCAUGGAAUGGUUUAAAACAAAACAUAUAUCCAUGUGUUAGAAUAGCCCAGUCAAAGUCCAGAUCUAAAUCCAAUCGAGAAUCUGGCAAGAUCUGAAAACUGCUGUUCACAAACGCUGUCCACCUAAUCUGACUGAACUGGAGCUGUUUUGCAAAGAAGAAUGGGCAAGGAUUUCAGUCUCUAGAUGUGCAAAACUGGUAAAGACAAACCCUAAAAGACUGGCAGCUGUAGUUGCAGCAAAAGGUGGUUCUACAAAGUAUUGACUCAGGGGGCUGAAUAAUUACGCACACCCCACUUUGCAGUUAUUUAUUUGUAAGAAAUGUUUGGAAUCAUAUAUGAUUUUCGUUCCACUUCUCACGUGUACACCACUUUGUAUUGGUCUUUCACGUGGAAUUCCAAUAAAAUUGAUUCAUGUUUGUGGCUGUAAUGUGACAAAAUGUGGAAAAGUUCAAGGGGGCCGAAUACUUUUACAAGCCACUGUAAACUACAGGCAUCACCCUAACGGUAAGAAGUGUGAUCCGCUUACGACUGACAUGCAGUAGAGACAGGAUCCCAUCCAACACGGGACCCACUAUAGGCUCACACAGAAAUAAAGGAGAAAAACACCAGCUGCCUUUUCCAAGCUGUUUACAUUCCUGCGCUUCCUCAUGGUGACAGUAACAGCCCGUGUCACAUGACCACUGUCAUGUCCUACCCAUCACACCUGCCUGACCCUCCUGUCUCCUCACUAGCGUGACCCUGAUGAUUCAUGCCUGUUGCUUGUUGCCCCUCGUUAGUCUUUGCAUUUAAUUAUCUAUUUGUCUCGUCAGCCCCAGUCCGGUCAUUGAUGUUAAACCUUCCUGCUGCCUGUGACCUUCCCGGUUGCCAGUCCUCCCAUUUGUGAUCCCUCACGAUCCUCUUUGUUUCCAGUCUCAGCCCAUCUAGUUCAGCAAACCCCCUUUUUGUUUCGCUACCAAGGAUGCAGAGAUGAGAGUCUUUUACCAAGCGUACGGUGUCCAGAGUGGAUGAGCAUGACCACAGUGAGAAGAGGAUCUGAUGGAUGGAGGACCUAAGUACCAUAAUCUUAGUAACGCAUGAGCAGAAUUGGACCAUAAGAGGAACUGGCCGGCUCCAUCUCACACAUGCUACGUGGGUGUAGAAGUUACUCAAAACCAUAUGGCUGAAAUCCUCCACAUGUGCAUUUUGAAUGUACUGGGCAUCAUGUUUUGAGCCUGUUUUAACCAUGAGAAUCCAGUGAGGGGCGGCUCAGUGGGUAACAGGGCUGCCUUGCAGCUGCAGUGUUGAAUGUUUCCAUCCUUCUCCUAUGCUGUCUGUGUGGCGUUUGUUUGCUCUCUUUAUCCCACAUGGGUUUCUUCCUGCAGUGACUCUGACAGGCUUCUGUAAAUUGCCCAGAGUCUAUGACUGUGAGUGUGCCAUGUGAUUAAAUGGCAUUGUAUCCAUGGUGGACCCCAGCUUUGUACACUGUGUUUCCUGUAAUUGGCUCUGGGAUACCCUUGUGAUAAGUGUUUGGAAGAUGGAUGCAUCACAUCUUAGUACUUGUGACGAUCUGUCCCGUCUCCUCCUGAUUGGGCCAGCAGAGCUCACUGCUGACACCCCGUAACUCUCCUAACCCUCCCC
Messenger RNA from Brienomyrus brachyistius, 5374 nucleotides. RefSeq names its product NACHT, LRR and PYD domains-containing protein 3-like. Gene Ontology annotation, molecular function: protein binding. The coding region runs from base 158 to 3697 and encodes 1179 amino acids. NCBI's taxonomy places the organism in Eukaryota, Metazoa, Chordata, Actinopteri, Osteoglossiformes, Mormyridae. The transcript is spliced from 14 exons. The record is from RefSeq and is a predicted model, not a curated record.